Messenger RNA from Spirometra erinaceieuropaei, 30087 nucleotides. Lineage: Eukaryota; Metazoa; Platyhelminthes; Cestoda; Diphyllobothriidea; Diphyllobothriidae. The record is from the annotation of a GenBank genome assembly.
AUGGCAGCGGACUUUCCGGGUUACGCCUCGCCCCAACUCUCUGAGGAACUUGAGGAGAGUGAACUCGCGAAAAAGAACGGGAACAAAUGCCUAGGGUGUCUCCGAGACAAUGUUUUCACAUUGGCCACUCUCUUAGGGGUUUGUGUGGGUUUUGGUAUCGCUUUUGGUGUCAGAGCCGCCAAGCCGUCCUCCGUCGCCCUCACAUGGGUUGGUAAGUGUUAUCACGUUUCGAAGUUCAUUACGUUGGUGUGUUGGCGUAGCCUUAAAAUUGAUGCGAUUUUCUACAUGAAAAUUGGUUUGUUUUGAAAUGGCUUACUCCACCAGAGGCCAAUAGGAGCAACUUAGGAUUGUGCUCGUAGAGAGACCCUGGUCGCAGCCAGAACCGAGGCUGUGAUCUACGUAGGAAGUUGCCAGUUAGGUAGUCAAUUUAUAUGAUUUCUUCCCGUUCGCAACUAGGAUCAGAAUACGUUUUAUAAUAAAAUAAAAUUGAAUGAGUAAUCAUAAAUUAUUUCACACACGCGCCAGUCAGAGAUGUCAUCGUAAAGGAUAAUUGCAUGAAACUGCAGGCACAGAAGGUCGUCUGCAGAAAUUUCAUUUUUAUAAAUUUUUCUAAUGAUCUUCGACGUGCCUUGAAACUUAAACAUGUUUACUAAAAAGAAAACACACGACAAUAUUCCUUCUGGUGUUCAUUUGGUAGAAAACCACACCUUUUUAAAAUUUUAACUCAGAAAAAGUGGUUAGUUAGGUUUUGCGAAACUAUUCAAUUUAUGAAUACUUUUGAGCUUGAUCUGCUGUCACAUAUGCGUUUAGGCCUUCCCGUCUGCAAGCUGUAGCAUUUCUUGUAAGAAAAAAAACAUAUUCCUUCAUGCUAGCAAUAAGAUACCAUGCAGGGCUUGCAUGCUCUUUGCAAUGACUGAGGACUAUUCUGCGCAAUUCAUGGGGAGCAUCAGUUAACCAACAGAUGCGAUGCUAUUUGAAUAAACAUUACAGGCCCAAAAAAUCUCAUUGUUAGAAACUUUUGCAGAGCCGUAAUAUACCCUUUUUUCAAGUAUAAAAUUAGCACUAGAAGGAAUAUGUUUGGACACGUUCUAAAUGAAUUAUAUUUAUAUGUACAAGGGGUUCGAAAAUCCAUUAAGAAAAUAUGUACCAUAAUUGUAGCCAAUUUUACAGAGUGCGGUUUUUAACAGGCGAAUAAAAAAGAAGUGCAUUUAAAAACUAGCAUCCUAGCGUCCGCGUAAUAUCUUGGUAUUAUACUGCAGGAUAAUCAGUAUUACAGUCCUGUGUGAGAAAUACUUCUAAUCGAAAAUACAUUUCAACAUUUUGGUUAACACUUCAUGAGAUCCGUGACUGACUGUUAGUCUCCUUGUGCACGCAGGCACUGAAGGGUGUAGUUCGUUCGGGGAAUUAACAUUCCACCUGAGGCUGGAAUAACUGUUCGUCGCGUUCGAUCAGUUUGAAGUUCUCUUAGCCAUAAGUUUGACUGCCAGUCCAUUGGAAAGCCUCAAGUCAGCCAGAACUCUGAUUCCCUAAGUGAUAAUGGGACGUCGCGUGUGCUGCCAGAGAAUUAAUUUCAUGCCGUCUUAAAACGCAUCGAAUCAACUGGUUGGACUCACUGACUUCAACUAGGACAUAAUUACUUAGGUGAAGUAUAGGGCUUUUGAGUGCCAAACAAGAGCCAAAGUCCCUACGUAUUCCGCGCAUGGUGGCUUCCCACAAGGACAUUUUACAGCCAAUCCUGCCGAUCCGGCUCGAAAAAGAUCGCUACUGAAGCAGCUUGUAUUUUUCAUGAUAAAUAUAUUAUAGUUCUUUCGAGUUUAGGUGGGACAAGCGAACAGGAACUUCUCCCCUAAUAGGGGUGGCCUCGCAUUAAAUUCCAGGGAGAUCAGGGUUACAUGUUAGGCUCAGUGUUGGGAUACGGUAAUAAGUCCCGCUCCUGGACUUUAGCUCAAGGUCAUCUGUAUUACGCAGAAGUUUACUUUAUGCCUCACUCACCCAAGUUUAUUUGUUUUCACUUUCCUGGGGAGUAGUUACGUCUUCUGCAAGGUUGAUUCCAAGAAGAAUAUGUGCGUCAUUUCGCGAAAACUAGGCGAUUUAGUGUCUUGCCAAGAACUUUAAUUCAUUAUGUACAGCGAGUGACCGAUCUCAUGAAAUGUUGGCCGAGAUUCUGAAAUGCGCUUUCGACUGUGGUUUUAACAUUGAUUACCUUGCGGCUUAAUCCAUGAUAUUUCGGGCCCACCAGGAUGUCCCCUUUUAAAUGCACUUUUUUGUGACUUGCAGAAACCAAAUUCGGUAAAAAAUGACUACUUAUUUAGCAUGUAUUUUUUCACGUUGAUUUUCGAUGGUCCUAUAUAUUUAAAUAUAAUUUAUGGGAAACAUGCACAAACUAUGCUUUCUUUUACUGGGGUGGUAGAAAAUUACGUUGUCUUAUCGUUUUAUACUCAGCAAGAGGAUAUCUUUCGGUUUUAAAAAGUUUUUAUUUAUGAAGUUUUUAAGACCGUGCAAUGUCCAUUCAUACAACAUCAUGCCUCUCCGUCUACUAAUGUUCGUCAUUAAGUGUGUGACAUAGCCUCCAUCCAUUACAAAAUUUUAUGAACUCUAUGUUGUAUUUUUUAAAGGCAUAGAGGAAUAUAUGAUUUUAGGCGGAAAACAUGGUUUUAGAAACUGUAGAAACUGCGUCCUAUUUAAAAAGACGGCGAAACGACGGGAGGUUUUCGAAGGAAACCUACCUCGUAUAACUUUAAACAAAACUCAACUUCGUACGAGACUUCCCUGGGAAAUAAACUCAGUCGGUUCACGUUAAAAAGGUUGCCCCAAUUAAUCUUAGCGUUGAAUAAUCAUGACAAGAUAAGCCGAUAAUGCAGCUAUUUUUUUAUGAACAGAGUAUCCAUAACUGUCUGAGGGAGAUUUCAUUAGGAAACCGGUCUGCCAUGCCGCCCGAAUUAAAUUGAAAGAGUGUUUUACAUCACCCAGUAUCGCAACCCACUUCUACCGAUUUUUACCACUUGUAAGUAUGUGGUAAUUUGGCUGCGGCGAACACCGCCGAUGAGGUCUAAUUUUAGCGCGACCGAAUCCUCAGGAUAAGCUUUUGAGAUACGAGCGCUGGGUCUGUUGGCCCUAUGACACGCCCCUGCUGGAGCGAAUUAUUUGCAACAAAGCGCUUCGAUUAAAACAUGCGUAAUUUAAGGGCUUCUGGUUUUGCAGUUAACGUAAACAAACAAGAUUGUUUUGUAUAAAAGCGCGUCGGGAAUCAACAGAAAGAUGCAUACUAAUUAGGUAGUCACCUUUCGUCGAGUGCUGUUUUUGUAUACAGUCGACUACUGAAGUAGCAUGCAAUUUCCUCAUUGAUUUUCGAUGGCCUUGAAAAUGCAAUUAUAUUUCAUGGAAAACACGCAAAAAAUAUUCAUUCUUUUACUUAUUCGGUAGAAAAUCACGUCUUUUUCCAAUUUCAUGCUCAAUAAUAAUAGUAUAAUUCGGUUUUAAAAAGUUUCUAAUUGUGAGAUUUUUUAAUACCGUUAAAUGGCCGUUCAUGAAACGUCAUGUAUCUGCAUUUACAAAUUUGGCUUGUAAAUUUAACAAUAUUGCUCAAAUUCACUGCUUAAUUUUAUGAACCUCAUAUGGUCUCCUCUUAACACCGUAGAGAAAUGCAUGGUUUUCCGUACACGGAAGCUAUACAGCUUGUGGUUUUGAAAUCCUGAAUGCAAGUGUAACGGCAGGUCGGGUUCAAAAUUAUUCGGGAAUUAGAAAAGUUUUUUAAAACCGAAUUGUACUCUUCUUUUGAGCAUGAAAUUGAAAGAAGACGUCAGUUUCUACCGAAUAAGUAAACGAAUUAAUAUUUUUAUGCAUGUUUUCCAUGAAAUAUAAUUGCAUUUUCAAGGGCAUCGAAAAUCAGUGAGGAAAUUGCAUGCUACUUCAGUAGUCAUUUUUUGCAGAGUAUAGAUCUUGCAUGCAGCCGAAAAUAAGUUCCUUCGAAAGCCGACACUCUGAGGUAACUGGAUCAUUACAGAUUAAUGCUGCACAAUGAUUAGUUUUACAACAAUACUUAAUUUACUUUUUCGAAACGAGAACGCAUUUCGAAAUUUUGCUUGACAUUUCAUGAGUUAGCACAUCUACUGUAUGCUAUUACCGACAAAGACAAGGAAGACCGGAAUGGCCAGUUCUGGCUUAUUAGUGGUCGUGAGCCAGUCAUUCCAACUCUGAAGUGUGGAAAAUCUGGGGAUCGAUCUCACGCCCAUCCACCAUUGUACAUUCCCGAUCGCAACCGACAGGACAACGAGCUCGUGGCUCAGUGAUUAAAGGCGUUGGACUUCUAACUGGCAGGUUGCGGGAUCGAGCCCCAGGUGUUCCACACUUCGGCGUGGUGUAUGACUGGCUGACGCCGGUUAAUAAGGCAGAAAUGAUCAUUCCAGUCUCCCUUGUCUUUGUCGGUAAUACCAUUCUGCCUCUAUAUCAUGCGCCGCCGUGCGGCUGCUGGUUGGGCUCGGGAGAGAGCCUGCAAGGCACAACGGAACGAGUGAGUUCCGCGAACAGCGAUCGGUGAGCGUCCCUACACCAUAAUCAAUAUUACAACUCCUCUUAAGCGAUUCUUAUUAAGCGAAAAAGCAUUUUAAACUCUGGCUGAAUAUUUCAUGUGAUCGGACGCUGACGGCGGACACCCAGACAGAGGUCAUUGUUACUCUCAAUAGCUAACCACGCACCGGACCAACGGGUGAGACAGCGAACGCACGCUGAUUGGUCGGCAACAUUGCCAGAGCUCCGCAUCGGUCCGGCUUUGCGGGGGCCCUUCGGUGUGUGCCCAAUCCGGCGUGUUUAAGUGGGCUUGCUGUUCACUUUUCAGGCUCUCCUUAUCCUGUGUUUAGAAUAUGAUUUCAGAAUCAGAAUUUAUUUUGAAAUCGUGCGAAUAUAAACCAUAAACCAUGAGUAAGUGCAUGCACGGGAAGAAGUGGGGUAAAAAUGCACGCUUAGGCUAAAAUACCGCUUAAAUCGCGAGAACUUGGAUAAGGUAGAAAGCUACUACGAGAUUAAUAGGAAGAACGCAAAGGAGUGAGAUACCGAGCGGUCCUGGGCAAAUUUCACAUUAUGGCUUUUUAAAAAUUGUUUCAGCAAUGCCAGGGGAUAUCUACCUACGACUUCUCCAGUUGACAAUCCUUCCGCUGAUCGCGUCGAAUAUUCUCCUGGGUUUGUUUAUUCUUCUAUUUUUUUCCUUUUACUCGCAUGCAACAGUUUCUCAUGCAAAUGCCAUUCAAAAUACAAGGGGACAGACCAGUGCUGGGAGGUUUAGUGUGAAGGAAAGGUCUCGACAGGCAUUGUCAAUAUUAUAGGAUGUCAAUAUAUAGGAUGGUGACCGGCAGUAAAAUGAGCUCGUGGUCCAAUGGUUGGGGCGUUGGACUCCUAACCAACAGACCGCAGGUUCGAGUUUAGGGGCUGCAAAGCCUGGGGUGGAGUACAGAUGACUGGUGAAUGCCAAUAAGUUAUAAGUGGUCAUUCCUGUUUCCGUUGUCUUUCUUGUAGUGCUAUUCUGCUCACUGAACUCGUAACGAGAGCGGCGAAAGCCCCCUUACCAUUAUAUAUAUGUAUAUAUUGCAUAAGCAGCUCACUAAAAGUGUCACAGGCCGGACGCAGACAGCUGUUUCACAGUCGUUACCGAUAAUCAGUACGUCGUGGGCCUCAUAUAUAAAUAUAUAUAUAAUAAGUAAUAAUAAUAAAUAAUAUAUAAAUAUGUGUAUAUAUGUGGACAUUGAUCUUAUAUCAUAGCAAUUGCCCACGAAAUGUAAAAACUUGAUUUCUCCAGGCCUUCGGGGUUUGCAUCCCCCGCCCCAGAGGUGAUUUUACGGAUGUCUCAAAUAAUUAUUUAAUAAAUCGAUGUGAUUAAAAGCAUUGUACCUCUCGGUCGGAGCCACGAAGCUCGAGUGGUUAGAGCGUCGGUGGUGCGCAGGCCUCGAACUCUCUGUUGUGAGUUCAACUCUCACGGAGGCCUGAAAUUUUUUCGAAAAUGGGUCAGAUGAGAUUUAUUCAAGUCGCUUAAGGCACAAUGUCUCCCGCCCCCUUUACUUAAUAUCUACACGGUCGAUGCAACUGGGCAGGCCCUGCGGCGUUACUCCGCGCGUUUGGUGCCCCUACUGAUGCGAGGCGACUGCAUGACCUAGCCGCAAGGAAAGAGACACGAUCGUUGGAACAAGACCUUUAUUAGCCUGACGUUUCGGAUUCUCACUCGAAUCCAUCAUCAGAGACGGAGUCAGGUAAGGGUAGUGGAUUGCCCAUGUGCUGUAGCAUUUAUACGAUGGAGCUGCUAGGCCGCUACAUGCCUAUCACAGUUGGCAGCUCCCAGGUGCAUUACAACUUGACUGACCAGAUGUCGAAGCAUGCAAUUCCUAUGUGCCCGUGUGCCAGUCAAGAUUAUCGACUCUCAUGCCCAUCGCAAACAGUCGAGUUGUUGACCGCCGGAUUUCGUUAUCUGUGUGGAAUCUUGGGCAAUUUGGCUCGCUGACACUGACACCAGGAACAGUGCUCAUCCGCACGCUCUCCUUGCGGCUAACUGCUUUGCCUAGGCAGAGUGUCAGCAACGAAUAUGGAGCGGGGAGGUCGUUGCGAUUGUUCAUUAAUUGAGGAUCGGAAAAUCAUGACUCGAGCAGUUCACGGCUGACGCAGUUUUUGCCUCUAACAAGAAUUUAUGCUUCGUCAAACUUGAAUGUGUGGUUGGGUCCCUUGAAUGAGUCGCGACGUGGGAGCUGGCGUCGUUCCUCCUCGCUGCUGCUGCUGCGUUCUCGGCAAUCUGCUGCCGGUGUAGCCUUCCCGUUUCCGACCCGGAUUAACCUUAAUUAGGCACAUUCAUCUCUUUGAACGGUCGUAUAACGUGCAGAGGAAGAGUAAUAGUUCUCUAAUGAUAGCGAGUUACCUCUCCGCAGCACUACUUUCAUAAAAGGUCCUGUCUGGUUAAACCGGUCCCCUCAAUAAAAUGGACAAUAAGAGUGCGUUGUAAUGCAAUCCUCGUGGAUAAUAAAACUCCUAAUCUCUUCUCUGGACAGACGUUUAGCAGGUCAGAAUGAACGUACGGUCGCAUAAAGUUCAGUGACAGAGUAAUAUUCCUCUACUGAUAGCGCGUUACGUCCCUCUACAGGGCUUCUGUCAUUAAAGGUGUGGUCGUGUCUCAUUAAAAUCGUCCCUUCCCAAUAAAAUGGGCAAUAAGAGUGCGUUUUAAUGUAAUUUUCGUGGAAAGUAAAACUCCUAAUCUCUUCUCUGGACAGAGGUCUAGCAGGUCAGAAUGAACGUCUUAGUCACGUUGGCGGUCAUUAAACAAUAAAGUGUCUGACUGUGCCCCUAAGAUCACGACAUGAUUGGUUAACUUGAUUAUUCUCUCGCCAAAAUUGUAAGGCCGGAGCUUUUUGUUCGAACUAUACGGUUAAACUUACAAGGUCGGCACAUAGGCGUUUAUCAGUAGAUUGCGCCCCGGCAGAAGACUUUUUUGCUCUUUGACGGCGCAAAUUACUGAUGCUCCUACGUGGGUCAACCGAAACCGAUCGAAGUCUAUUCAGCCAUUGGAGGACCUGUUUUCCGGCAGGCUACCUGCCACUACUCAUAAACCCCCUAUCGAACAUUUUAGAUGCUUGUUACCUACAUUUAUGGCUGUUUACCGGCUGACCGUCCACGGCUUCUUCAACUUAGCGGAUUUUUGUUGGACAAUCUAACAGGAACUUCAAUUCAACCUCCAUUACCGCUUGAUGCUCCCCGUAUCUUACGAUAACUGCUGACAGAACUGCUGCUUUUAAGUUGUCCGUGCACACGUAGUCAUGGUGACAGAGAACACCGGACGCAGUAUUCCUGAAGCUUGGGUUUUGUUCUACUCAUAAAACUAGCAAUGAAUAAGGGGACAACGACAAAUACAGGGAAAGGCGAUACGGUCGUUUCUGGUUUGUUAGCCGUCGUCAGUUGGCUAUGCUUAACCACAUGUCUGGAUGGCACGGGAUCCGAACUCAGGCUCUUUGGCCACCGGGUACUAGGCAAUCCAGCCAUCUACCAUUGAGUCAAGGAUCUGUUGUCUUCUCGGUCUUGAUCGUGACUAUUAAUUAUGGCAGAAGGACGCGGAACGAGCACGUCUCGCAACCUGGCCGGUGAGCGCCCAACCAACAUUUUUAAUAGCGCCUCAUACUCUUAGCAGGGUACUAGUAAAUAACUGGAAAUCACUCAUCUAUAACUUCCUGAUACAGUCAUUAAGCUAUCUAGGCUCGAAUAAGCCAGUUUUAAAUCUUAUUAACCACGUACUGACCCACUCAAAAGGGCGCGGUGCCAUAGGAGCACUUUUAUUUUCAUGACUGAUACUUCAAGAUUAAUCUGGUAUUUAAUACUUCAAAUGGGUUUUUAUCUCCUUGCUUAAUCCAUCUAAAUUCGCUCCCCGUUGCAAUCACAAUAAUUUGGCACAGUAUGAGAUUAUUUGUUUUGUCGCUCGGGAUGAGAACGACGCUAACGCUGAUUGGCCAUGAAAGUUACCUCCAGUCAAAGCAUCCGCCUCCAAAUUAAACACCAUGGAACGGAAUCCGCAAACACACAGCCCAAAUUGAACUUGUUGAUGCUAGUGCCGCACUGAUGGGUUGCGUCUUAGUCUUCAAAUCCCUGAGUCGGGAUAAUUACGAGGAAAACGGUGGAGGAUACCCCGGCGCUGAAACCAGGUCGGCGAAAAAUAACUACUCACCGAGGGCACCUGCAGUUAAUGUCUGUUAUCGGUAGAGAAGGUGUACGAGAGAACGGCCAGGCUGAAGUAUAAUCACCCAUCCCCUUGAAAUGAAUCCCCUGAUCGCACUGUGGACACGGAAACGCCCAAUACCACUCCAACGCAACUACUACUGAAUAUUGCACCAUCUCUGUUUAAAGUAAAGUCCCAUUAUGUUUCCCGUGGAAAACUACCAGGGUUUUUUUGGGACUUUGGGAGGUACAUUGUCUCUAAAGUAAACAAAGAUGAUAAACAUAUACAUUCAAGUGUAUCCUUUUCAGUGUAGAUAGCUAAAGGUUGCCUGUACUACUGCAACCUGAGUAGGCGAAAUUUGAAAAGUAACAUUUCCGACGUCUAUGACCCAAUACGGACGUUGAGUUGCGUAAGGAUGAAUUUCAAGCAGCAGUUUUUUUAUAUUCUAGUGGAAGCAGCGGGCUGUUUUCUUUGCCUCUACUGCCCACUGCUUUUCCAAAUAACUUGUUCAAAUAGGACUGAAGAUUGAGAAAGAACCCGCGAGUGUCACAUUGAUUGUUCGUCACGAUUUUAGGGGUGACACUGCGGACCGGAGACCGAGGUCUUGUCUGAUCCCUCCUCCCUAAUUUCCAUUAGAUGGCUUUCUAGGUGUGCUUUUCGCCAGCGUCGACGAGGCUCUACAACUUGAAGUACCUUAACAGUGGCGUAAAUCGAUGCAUCCUGACGGGAGGACCACAGUAGUCCUUCCUUCCACGCCCAUGGAUCUCCAGAUGUAGACUUCACGCGCAGGGGCUGCAUGGUGACUAGCAGGGCAUUGUCGGUUGGGUUGACUUAUAGCCAUUUCCUCUUUGUCAAUAGGAGCGAAAAGGCGAGUCCCAGGAAGCAGUCCUGAAGGAGGAGACACCAUCGAUGGGACAAGAGUUUUAUUAGCCUGACGUUUCGGAUUCCUGCUCGAACCCAUCAUCAGAGACAAAAGCAGAUAGGGGUGGUUCAUUGCACAGUUGGACAUUUCCCAACACCAGGGUCGGCGCGUCAGAUGGUCGAGCAAUCAUUACACCAACAUCCAACGCACGUGAUAAGAUUGCAGCAAUUAACGACGCAAAGGUCGGCCAUCAAACAGUCAUCACAUCAAGUGCAACGAUCCCUAAUGAAGGGGGGAUUCGUGAACAUUCAUAGGUAUGCGGUAUCAUGGCGACUGCAUCCUAUAAAUACUGCUGCAUCUUGUUCAUGAACCACCAGUAUCUGCUUUUGUCUCUGAUGAUGGGUUCGAGCAGGAAUCCGAAACGUCAGGCUAAUAAAUCUCUUGUCCCGGCGAUCGUGUCUCCUUCAUUCUCUCUUUCCUAAAAUAGUGUCCCAGGCCACUUAUGAUAUGGCUGAUUUACCGACGUCCUUGUGCUAUCUACCAAUCAAUCUUCCCACCUUUCUGCACGCUAAAUAACCCUUAACUAGGAGUAUAGAAGAAAUGUAUUAGACUUCUCUUGAGCGAGAAAAUCACUUCCUUCUACCAGUUGUGAGGUAAUGAGGUUGGGUUCAACAAUCUCCUUUUGAAUUUUUUUAUUUUCCGAUGCUUUUCUUAGACAGUCUGUAACCAAUAGGGAUUUCAAAGACGUCCUCCUAUCCUUCCCUUAAUAAAACUGAACUGAACACCCGGCGUGGCAUGAUAGGCUCUCGCUCUUCUCUCUAUCUCUCUCUCUCUCUUUCUGUACCACUCACAUACGGCAGUAGUUGAAGGCUCCCGCAAGCUUAAUUCAGCUAGACCAACGCGUGCCAGAGGCCAGUAAUGAACUCUGUGGGCCUAACCGUUCCAAGUGACAUUCUGGGGUAGGGGGUGAGGGCGUAGCCAUAAUCCAAUACAAUCCAACAAGUGUUGCUACCUCAAACGCACACGGACCAUCCCAAACCGACCAUGCUCCAACUCCGGAAGGACACCUGGCAGCUAAAUUCGAGUCGGUUUUUUGUCGAGCAUUUUCAAGCCAAAUGCUCUGUUACUCGCAAUAUGAACUCAGGUCCCGUUAGUUGACUGCUAGUUGUAUUGCAACGACCGUAGAUGGAUCUAUACGGGCAGUUUUGGUAACUGAAGCACCAUGAGAAACCACAUGGGGACGUCGGAGUUGGAGGGGAGGGGAAAGAGGGAUGGUUAUAUUUCAGUCUUGCCAACGCAACGGCUUAUUAUAAGGCGGGACGCGUCUCUACCAUUUUAGGCCUAUUGACCUGCAGCGUGGGAUGGAGGGGAAGUGCGCAUCAAACUUCUGCAUGACGGGAUAAGGCCAAGUUUUUUGCGAUCAGCGAAGGGUAUAAACUGUGUGCAGAAAGACGUCAUGUGCCCGGCAAAGUGAAUGCAAAACCGGUGGCCUGCGAAUGUAAGACUUUAUAAAGAGGCGGGCUUGCACAGUGCCUGCUGCACUCGCUCCUCCUCCGCCCACUUUGCACCGAUUGCAAGAAAAUGUCGUAACAACGACAUUUUGGCGGCUGACAAAAAAUGAACAGCUCCUCUAUGCGUGCCACACACACCAAUUGGUCCUCAAGGACAGCUUGGAUCUCAUACACGUGGUAGCGCCCCGUCAAUAAGGAGCCAUUGAGCCUGAUUCUCAGUGCAGUGGUGGGUCGUGAUAGCUUCAAGCGCACGAAGACGUAGAUGGCAGUCACGUGAAGGACGUUUCAUGCCAGAGCCACACAAACGUGAAUGCAGUGAACCGAUAUAGACGACGGCGCAGUUCAGAUCAGCGUGAGAGAGUGAUUUCAGAUGAGAUUUUCGGAAGUCGCAAUAAUUAGAGCUAGCUGACAGUGGCAAGUGUCGGAGGUACGCGAACGUGAGGAAAUCAUCCGUGAAGUAGAAAAGAGUUCACAUAACAUGCGAAAGGGUUUCACCAGACAAGUCAACGCAACCACAGCAAGUGCAUGACAUGGUGUAGAUAACGAGCCAAGGGACACCUUUCGCGAGAGGCCUUAAAUCCUCUGGUUCACCGUGUGCGCCGCAGUCGGUGGAACACGACUGCAACCACAGCACUUCGAUCCUGUUGGGCAUAUGCUCCUUUCAUCGGGAGUCAAUGGGGAUAGGCCUUUAUGUCUGAUUUUGCCCGCUUUACUCCCAAGGACGAAGAAAGUCAGCUUUACUUUUGGAUUUUUGUAACACAACGGCCAUAUACUGAAGUUCGGUUAACUGAUAGAAAUUCUGGAGGGGGCGACAAUUUCAAACAUUAUGAUUCUUAGAUGUUUUUGGCAGAUUUUGAAUAAUUCAAAUUGACCCAACUGUGAAAACCUCGGCGCCCCGGUGGGAUUCGAACCCAUGCAGUAAGGGGAAGGCUUUAGUACAGUCAACGCUCUAACCACAUGAGCUACGAGGCCCCGCCGGACGACGCGAGUCUAGUAGCAUUUGGAUCAAGUUACCCGCCCAACCUACUGCAACGUCAGGAAUACACCAAAUCGGAUACAGUAAGUUGACUGCCCAAGCGGGAUUUCCUAAGUGAUUCGCCUAGAAUCCACCAGCUGACUACCAGGCUCACAUAAUUCAUGGAUGUCUUUGGCAGAUUUUGAAUAAUUAAUAUCCACCCUUUAGGAUUCUACUGAAGGACGUUAGACGGAUCGGCAAUUUUGAGUUUAUGGUUUAGGAAACUGAUUGUUAGUCGAUUCAGCCCGGCUACAGAUUCGAUGUCGUAAGACCUGAAGAUCUGCUAAUUUUCGGAAGGACCAAUAGGACCUUAUUUCUGGACACAAACGCGUUUUUCGCACAGCCUGCAAAACCUAGGACACACCAGCCGGCAGGCUUUUUAAGCGUUCACAAAAGCGCUCAUUCGGGUCUACAGAGACCCAUUAUUUAAGCUAACCGACUGAAAACGUUAGAUGUCAAGCGUCGCCUCAAAUACACGGAGGCUCAAAUAAGCCCUAGCUCCUGUCUGUUCCUGGAAAUACGUGAGUUUAGAAAGCAAAAUCGUUUGUGACUGCGUCUAGAAACCUUUUUUACUGAGCGGUAAAGUAUGAUGAGGCCUUAAGUAGAAACUCUAAAGAAGUGUUUAUUUUUUUAAACAAACGUUAAACCGACUCUUUUGACCCCUUUAGUGAUUGCUGCUCUGGAUCCGAAGAAAAAUGGACGGAUCAGCAUUAUUGGGGUGUCCUAUGUGGUCCUGAUAAAUCUUCUGGGCGCAGUCAUCGGCACAGUCUGUGCCUCAAUUAUCAAACCAGGUACGUUUCUGUCGCGAUGUUGUGAAUGAGAUGAUGCAUUGCUGCGUGUGUGAGUUUACAUUCGAAAGAAGCUCUCGACUAAUUAAAAGGGUGUAACCUGACAAGGAAUUGGUAUUCAUAAUACACCACAUGUAAAAAGUGCAAAAAAAUGGUAAAGCGACCGCUCGAUGGGGGCCGGAAGGCGGCUUCCAGGAGGCAAUUUAGAAGAGGAAUACUCGACAGUCUGAGCGGGCAUCUCAUCAGAGGCAAUAGGAGAUAUGAGUAGGAGAAGCUCAAGGGUUUGUUGUAUGCAUGGGAGGUGGUCGCUAUGUCGUCAAGCAUUUACUAAACUAAACAGAAACCGCAUAUAUCGAUGGUUGUUAUGGUUAGAGUAGUAACGUCUCAACUAUUCAUACCGUAGUUGGUGACUGUCACCAUUUCACUAGCAGUAAUAAUUGUUGGUGUACUAUUUGGUCGGCAGUUUGACUCGCCGACGCGGUCAACGGAAGUAGUGUUAGUUCUCAUGCUUCCCGUUUGCUUAUGCGAAGCCUGAGGACUGAAUAUUAAGGGGAGAUAGAGCUGCGCUUGUUAACUGACUGCGGGUCGGAGACUUAGGACGUAAGGAGCUCACAACUCACGCGGCUGUUACGACUCUCGUACAGUUUGGGCGUGUGAUUAGUUCGUGUCAAAUGAAACGCGCCGCGAGAGCUGGCCUCAUCUCCAUCGCUGUUGCUGCGUGCUCGGUCAUCCGCGUCCGGAAUACUCUCUGAUUCAAGUUGCCUUCGAACGAGACAAGGUGUAUGUCGGUCCCAUUAUUUGGCGCCUGAUGGUUGCCUUCGGUCCUUGUUAAACCGCAGCCCCGAGUGGCAUGAGAAUGCGGUUGACGGCUUCUGAGACGUGCCUGAUGUACGGAGCGCUUGCAAAAAUAUGACUGCGGUGAAAUUUGACCUUGUGUCCUCUGCCCGUGCAGCAGUAAACAUUCGUUCGGAUCAUCCGUUGAAAGUGUUGUGAUUUGUAAACCGUGACGUUUGAUUUACUGCAGCGCGUUCCAACGCGCCGAUGCAGUCCUCGCGCAACUGCGUUUGUGGUUGAAGCUCAGAGCUCCCUUGGUAUUUGUUUCUUUCUUAAACUAUGGUUUCUAUGCGACCAAAAUGUUUGCUGCAGUAGUGGACACAAAGGAGUAACUUCAGGUUGGGACCGUCCUUCUCCAUCGGGAAAUAUAUGUCCAGGAAGUCCGUGCUAAGAUGUUUGUUAAUCCCGUUCGAUGACUCCUAAGGCACUGUCUACAGAUGGAGCCCAACGUUUUCGGUGUGCGACGCUGAAAGACUGGUGAAUCCAACAGCUUCGAAACCACAUCGGUCACGAGUUCACAAAUCGGCGAACCAGGUGAUGUGUCUUUCAUCUGCUCGUUAACUGUCUCGUCAAACGUGAAGUAGUCCUCGUGGUAGAACUUCAGCACCUGGAAGAUUUAAGCAGAUUCUGCGGAAUUGAAGUAGACACCUACGUGAUGCCAAUAGAAGCGAAGAGACGACUCCCAGGAAGUAGUCUUAAAGAAGGAGACACGAUCGCUGGGACAAGAGCUUUAUUAGCCUGACGGUUCGGAUUCCUGCUCGAACCCAUCAUCAGAGAAAAAAGCAGAUACGGGUGGUUCAUGCACAAGGGGCUGCAGUAUUUACAGGAUGCAGUCGCCAUGAUACCGCAUACCUAUAAACGUUCACGGCUCCCCCCUUCAUCCGGGAUCGUCGCACUUGGUGCGUUAAUUGUUAGAUGGCCGACAUUCCCGUCGUCAACUGCUGCAAUUUGGGCACUGCCGCCAAAGAGGACAACUCCCGGUUCUGUGCACAAUAAACCCCUCAUUCUGGUGCAUUUUGUCUCCCUACAAAUUGGGAUCUGACCCGACGACGGUGGCGCACAGACAGGGACACACUCACACCGCCUGGUCACAAAUCUUUACUUCCGGGUCGUAUUAGCCGUUAGGAGUGGUCUCUAAUUUUCGUUUGUAUAUUCUGCUCUGACGCAGAUCGGUCGAUUAUAGCUUCUAAUCCCUUUUUGUUUAAUUUAAUUUUAGGGAGUGCUUGAAAGGUCUGAUGUGUUUUUAUUUUCUAGGAAGCAGACAACUGAUUACUCCGCCCUCAUCAUCCGGAAAUAAUGCCCUAACAGGAACCGGUCUCACGGCCUCGGAUGUUUUUCGUGACAUGUUUUAGUAAGUUGCCAUUUGCUUUGUUGGGGAUCACCUUCGGAGCCCAUUUUCUGUCUACUUUGAGGUUGUAAACUACGGAAUAGAACUUGGAGGCGUUUAUCUACUGGGAGAGCCGACUCGAAUCGGCAACGGUAGGGUGUAUGACCACAAUUAACGCGAGGUAGCCAGUGGACCGUGUCAUACGGAAAUCGUGAUAGAGAGGGUUUUACGGGCGGGGCGAAACCUAGGACAGAGAGCAGGCGCAAUGCAAGAAAGCGCAGAAAAUAACUACAUUUCCGUCGAAAGCCUUGACAACGAAGGUGAGCUCAUUAGUAAAGAAUUUAAGGAAGGGUCACAGUAGAGUUUUAGAACGCCGUGUAGAUGGCGUAUGCAAAACGGUUCACAGGCUUCCGCAAGUUAGUUGGGGUCAUACACCCAACCGUUGUUCUCUAAUCUAGUGCAGCAUGCCGAAAGUAGCAUAUUUCCUGGACAGGAGUACCGGCGAAUAUGAGCUAGGGAUUAGGAUGGCUAUUUUUUAUUAACUGACCGCCGUCAGGCAGCCAAAAAUAGUGUGUUUUCAGGAGAAAAGUGUCGACAAAGACAAGUGAGAGAGAGAGACUAGGAUGGCAACUUCUGAUUUACAAAUCGUCGUCAGCCAACCCCACCUAACUCCAGACCUGAAGGAGCUAGGAUUCGAACCCAGGUCAUCGUGAAUUGAGCAGUCCAAUGCUCCACUGUUGAGCAACGGAUCUGUUGACUUGUCGAUUGGGAUCAGGAAUAGCACCCAGGAUGGCAGGGCGUUCACCGUUAUUCCUCCCCUGCCAAUAUUGUUGGUCACUAUUUGACUCCAUGCAAAAGCACCUGAUUGGCCUCUAAGGCGCAUCGGAUUGUGCAUUGGGGCACGCGUUAAGGAGAUCAAAUUCUACCGCAGGCAAAAUUUUUACAAGCGCUUUGUCCAUCCAAAAGACAGAAAACAUACACCUGUUCUUUCGCGAGCCUUGUACGUCAACUUUUCAGCGUUCAAAAUUUUUAAAGCGGCCUUUGCGGGGCUUUUGUGGUUGUUUUGAGGAGGAAAAAGCAAAAAGGGAGUGCUGUAUGUGUGGUGUCAGUGUGUGAAGAGUGCGUUUCACUUUAAAUUAACUUGAUCGCGGCAGUAAUUUGGCGAGUUGGUCUCCUAGUACUCCUUUGGCACCAAACAAACUGUCCAUGUGGUUUCAUAGUCGGACCGUGAGUGAAGGGGAAGCCUUUAAAGAGCUCGUUAGGGCAUGUUCUUGCGCAGCCGUUCAAGUGGCAACAUAGUUACGUUGUUCUCGCCCUUUAUUUUAGCAACCUCUUCCCCGACAACAUUGUUGGAGUGACUAUAUUUCAGGUAACACCAACUUUUUUGUGCGUCCAGAUAUUUAACCCACAUUUUUCACUGGAUUGAUGCUGUAAACUGACCUAAGAAGGACCAAAAAUGAGUCCGAUGUGGGAAAGAAACAGUUCAUUCUUGAAAACCGCAUGGUAGGGAUAGUCGUCUCACUGUUCUGAGUUCGCAGUGAAAUACGGCGGUCUUGUUUCAGUGUAGUAAGAAACACUUCCUGAAACUCACAUUUUCGCUCUGAUCGGUGGUAUUGGUGUUACAGUCUGCACAGACGGAGUGUCCGAUGUAAGUCUCCACGAACAAUUUACCCGGGUUGGAAUCCCGAGGUUUGUCGGCCUGAGGUUGAUUUACAGAUGACUGACGCUGGUUAAACGUACUUAUUUUACUCCAGUUCUCAUGUGAACUGAAGACGUUAAGAAGGUCCACGAUGAGGUCAUGCUGAUCUGAACGGCAUAAGCAGCCGGUCCACCCAUUUACCCACUCAUGGGUCUACAACUUUUAUUUAUGUCAUUCCUGACCUCUAAGACCCGUUGACCCGCACUUACAAGUGGUGUUUUAAUGAAACGUUUAUUGGUUCACGCGAAAAUAAUCUUUUUAAAUUUUAGUUUCGAACUGAAGUGGUCAACGUUACGACAAUGGAAAAAACAACUGUUUCAAACAAACCCGGGACCAAUAUGAUCGGUAGGUUUUUCAACUCAUCUUAGUAAACAGUAUUUUGUUGCCAUUGGCGAGUCCUUGUUGAGAGGGGGUGCAGAAAAAUAACUGCGAUUUUUUCCUAUUUAAGGAGUUGCGUUAGGUGAAAUACUCAAGGCCCUUCAUAAGUGCAAUUGGGGUAACAGACAUCGGGGUGGAUUUUAGAUGCGAGGUGACUGCCGGACGAUUCCGUUAUUGAUGGAAAGCGGAACGCGGUCACCGAAAGUCAUUUCGUUAGGGGAAUUAUCAGUCACAGAACACCAGAGGGAGAGUUCCAUCGUAGCAGUACGAUUGAGGUCCGGCACAGCGAGUAACGCUGGAGAGUGGCUCCUAGCCUCCUAAUGGUACCAGCACCCUUCGAACAUGGAAUUCCAGAGGGGUUGGACUGACUUAUGUGGACGUCUAAGUAGAACACGAGAACAGGAGCCAACUGUCAUACGGGUGGCUUCUAGCCAGCUUCCAGUCAAAUUAAGGUUGCGGUUAAGGUUAGGGCUAACGUUUAGUUAGCGGUAGCGAUCAAAUUUAGGGUUAAGGUAGGGGUUAGUGUCAACUGCAGACUUAAGGUUUAGAGUAGGGUAACGGUCAAGAUUAUGGCAACGGUUCAGUUUUCUAUCAGGGUUGUUGUUUGGGUUAGGAUACAGGAAUAUCUGGUGCAGGUCUAACUUUAUUACAUGUGCGGGGCGUACCUCUUCCAAUGUCCUCUUCGGGCGGCCACAUGCGUCAGUCCCGCUCCAAGACGUAAUUCCCACCUUAAAAAUGUCAUACUGACUGCAUAUUCGCCCAAAGGCUCACCUGAGGACCGUGAAGCCCAACUCGCACUAUUUCAGCUUCAGCCUUGCCGGGAUGUGUUCUUGGUGGAUUAAAGAAGGCUGACGACGGUAUGAAGAUCAGCUGGGCAUCCCGGUAGUAUGUUAUCCUCAACUGAAUAUGAGAGGGGAUUCAACCAAUCUCAGUAAAAGCUAGAAAAAAAAGGAUUGCGAGGAAUCGUAGGUUAUCCGAGUAGGACACUGGAACAGGGAUUCCAUCGUACUGCUGGUAGCCUUGGACCAAAUUCCAGAGAGAGUAGGGUUAGGACCUGGGGAAUUGGUACCCUGCCAGGAAGUUAGUGCGAGGUCACAUGAUUUACCGGUGGGAUUCUUGUCCUUUAUUGCCCUGAUAUUUGGACAGAAACCAAACUUGUAUCCUAGGAAGAUAGUGCGACGUAAGGUGUGGCUAUGGAGCCUCACCUGAUGGACACAAUACUGUUGACCUACUUAAGUAUUUUGAGUUAGUGUGAUUACGUUGGCCUGGUGUUGCUGUGCGUUGUGGCGUGUGUUCUUUGUUGUCUUGCCUACCACUUUUGGCCCAAUGUCGGCGGUUCUUCUUGGCUGUCGGCCCGUCAUCUCCUUCUGACUUUCGCGUUAGAUGCUUCAGGGUUAGGAUUCAGGGCUGCGGUCAAGGGUUGGGUUUAAUGAGCUAGGGUUUUGGUUGUGGUUAGGGAUUAGGGGGUUAGGGCCAACAGUUAGGGGGGCUGGGGUUAAGGGGUGAGGUUAGGACAAAUAUUUCUCAAUCAUUCAAAGUACAACCGCACAUUCCCAAUAGCUUUUCUUUUGCAAUUACUUGAUUUCGUCGCCUGUGCAUUCCCCGACCCCACCUGUAAAAACACCUGUUACCAUCGGUCCCGUAUUACACUUGGCUGGGGCUUUUUACCUCAGGUGCGGCUACAUAACCAUAUCUGACCUAGUGCGACACCAUAUUCCUAGGAUUUAGCAGUACUCGUGACUCGUGCAAUUUUAUGUCCACUCAGGUCGCGUGAUCUUUUGCCAUGCUGUCUUUGUAAAGCGAACAGCAUCUUUUUGGUUUGAGAACGAUCAAACCCGCCUAAAGGCCCAUUGAUAUAGCUGAUCUAUGAGCAGCCCUCCGUUUAAACCUGCCCUUCGCCAACUUUGCGCAGGCCUCUACUAACCGGCUUGGCUUUGCAUGACUUAGAGCUCAGUAGAGUAGUUUGUUUAAAUAAACAAAAUGGAUGUACGAUAGGGAUGUUGUAAGAUCCGAUCUAAGAGAUGUCUUACCGACGGACGCCCUGGGUUUUACUGACUUUUGCAUCUGCCUGUAAAAAGUAUUGAUGUCGCAAACUGCGUCACCGGCCCAUGACCUCUGGAGAGCCAAUCAGAUGUCAGACUGAACAAUGUGGCACUAGUUGACCUUGAGAAGGCAGCAGAUGACGAUUGGGUAAGCGCCAGUGCGCGUGAUACGGCAAAUGUCGGGGGUGGGGGUGAGGGAGUGGUGAAUUUGACGUAUGUACGUGUACUUAGGAAAAAUAUUUCCCGGGAAAUUCGGUAGGCGACGUAAAAGAUUUGAGCUUUCACCUCUGAGUGCAGUUGGAAUACUUGAUUUAACCGCUUUUUUCUUCUUAUUCAAGGUGUACUGUUUGUGUCGAUUGUAUUUGGCGCAGCGGCUCGCGCCAGCAAGGAGAAGGGGCAACCCUUUCUGGACUUCUUCGCAUCCCUGUCUGAAGUUGUGACCAAAAUUAUGCGGGCUUUUCUCAAGUAAGUACCACCUCCCCCAAGUUAUUUAUGAAAGGAAAGUUGCCUAGCACUGAACCCCAUCUCAGUUCCGAUGUAGCAUUCUCAACUGAAUGCUGCAAUUACUUUUGCUGCAUCUAACCAAAGUCUGAGAUAUCCCAUAUUGAUGACAAAGAAUAUAUAAUCCACACACGUACACACGGGGAUGGGGAUAAACUUUUGCUUCUACUUGAAAAAAUAUCGACCACUGACUGCGAUAUAAUUGAGGGAUGCUCACCGAUCGCAACUGACUGGACAACGAACCCGUGGCUCAAAGGUUGGGGCGUUGGACUUCUAAUUACGUGGUCAAGAGUUCAGGUCUCGGGGAUUGUCCCCCUGGGUCGGGUAUGAUUGGCUGAUGACGGCUGACAGAGCAGAAAUGGACAUUCCAAUCUCCCUUGUCCCUGCCAGUAAUGUCAUUCUGCCAGCGAGUAUUGUCUUUGAAGACGCAAGCAUGUUGAUGUGACCUUGCCUGGAGUCCAAAGUUAGGCCCGCCUUAAUGACGGCUACCAUAGGUCAAGCUAAGUGUAAGAAACAAUAAAAAGGCUUUAUUUUAUGUCGGAGCCUUAAAAUACCGACUCGGUAACGCGCGUUUUGCAGGCGGGUCGAACGGGUGCGAGUGUCUAGGUGGGUCGGCGCAGUGGCUCCCACAACGGGCUGGGCUGGGUACAACUGCCUCACGGCACGCGUUUAUCGAGCUACGCUCAGUCUGCAGGAACCCCUAACUACUGUUAUACAUGCAUUUGGUAGCGGCCCCUAGACGCUGGCUUCCACCCUGCGUCAGAUACUGCCUCCACAACCCCCUUACUGGUUGGUUGACAUCCCUGGACAGUCAACUGUUGCAUGAGAUAGGGGGAAGAGGUAAUAAGAGCGACGCCGGAGAAUCCAUCCCCGCGUCACGCCAGCACAUUCCUCACUAAUAAUAAAUCUAACGCGCUUUAAUCUACCGCGAAGCGCUAAGAGUCUUGCCUCGACUGGUUGUCAUCUGACAGAUUAGCAGGGUCUUCACGACGACCGAGAAUAAGAUCUCAACAUCUUCUCAAUGUGACCUUGGCAAGAUCCUAUUUCGUAGCCGUACCUGUUAGGGGUUAAUGGCUGGGGUUGGGGUUAGGGUCAGGCUGGGGCUAGUCUACUGCAGGUACGACUAAUAAAUAAGACUCGACCGUGACCUUUAUGGCAUUCUCGUGCAUGUAAAAUGCGAACCGACCUAGCAGAGAGCCGGUACAUACAGUGAGUGAACGAUCGCCCGAAAUGUUGGCUGAAAUUCUGAAAUGAGUUUUCGAUUAGCAAGGAUUACUUGGGCGCGGUUACAAUACUGAUUAUCUUGUGGCAUAAUCCUAUGCUAUUUCGAGCUCGGCAGGAUAUCAGCUUUUCAAUCUCCUAUAGAAGCCGUAUUCGGUAAAAGAUGACUACCUAGGUAACAUGCAUUUUUCACCUUGAUAUUCGAUGGUCUCAUAAAUUCAAACAUAUUUUCUAGCAGCCAUAAACUAAAUAUGCAUUUUUUAGUCGUUUGAUAGAGAAUUACGUUUCCUUUAUAUUUUAUACUCAAAGAUGUAUAAUUAGGUUCAAAACAUUUUUCAUUAUGAGAUUUUUUAAGGCUGCGCAUUGUCUAUUCGCAUUGCAUCGUAUCUGGCCGUUUACCACAGCUCCUCAUAAAAUGUAGAACAUUGCCCUCCUCCAUUUCAAAAUUUUAUGGACUCUAUAUGGUAUCUUUUUAAAGGCAUAGAAGAAUAUGUGAUUCUCUUUACACGGACGCAUGCACCUUGUAGACUGAAAUCACACUAAGCGCUUAUGCAACAAAUUAUCAGGCUCCAAAUUAUUCGGCAAUUAGAAAACUUUUAAAACCCUAAUUAUACUCUUUCUUUGAGUAUAAAAUAUAAAGAAGACGUAAUUCUCUAUCAAACGACUGAAAGAAAGCAUAUUUUUGUUCAUGGCGUCUAUAAAUAUAUUUGACUUUGCAAGACCAUCGAAAAUCAGGGGGGAAAAUGCCUACUACGUAAGUAGUCAUCUUUUACCGGACACGGCUUCUACGGGAGAUUGGAAAGCAGUGUAUUCAAAAGCCGACAUCCUGCCGAGCUCGAAAUACUAUAGGAUUAUGCUGCAAGAUAAUCAGUUUCGCAACCGCGCCUAAGUAAUCCUUCCUAAUCGAAGACUCAUUUCAGAAUUUCAGCCAACGUUUCAUGAGAUCGGUCACUUACUGUAGCACUAGAUGCCGUGCAAGUCUCUUGCACCUGUAUCGUGGGACACUGGGUGGAUGUCGUCGCUUGCGACGGUCGAAUUGUCGUCGCACUGCCCGUCUACUGUUCGAUCAGUUGGCCACGCCUGCAUGUCUGUGAUUGGCCAAGUGAAAAAUUAAAGAAGCAUAGGUGCCCUAGUUUGUGAAAGUGUGCUCGCCCCAUGACGCCGAGCGUCCGAGUUGGACGCGCCAGGCAGAGAGUGAGUCGCAAUUCCUUCGCGCUGGACUGGCGUCUCGAGUGUGGACAUGCUGGAUCAGACGGAUCGAUCAUGUACGUAACUCAGCAGCCAAACGUCCAAAACACGUGUCAUGCGAUCAAGUCGGCGACUUUAGCUAUUCCACAAAAAAAACAAAAUCAUUUCCGAAAAUGAACCACAGAAAAAAGGCUAGGUGGAGGCGGUACCGUUAGACAACUUCCCCAGUAGGGCGCAUUCCAAGCCAAAAAGUACGAUACCGGCUCACAUGUGUCGGUCAAAUGUCCCACAUCGGUGCCACCGGGCAAAUGGAUCCCAAGGCGUAUCAGCUGAUGUGCAGAAGACGAUACUGACUGAUAGGCGCCAUGGCUCGCGCGGGAAUACCGACAUGGGGCAUGCCAUUUACCGAGGACGUACUUCAGCGUACCGCCCAGCAUACCAUUAACCCCCCUCCGCACUGGGCACAUUCCAUCCGACCGUUUCAAGAGAAACUGGCUGAGAAUACCGCGAUUACGAUGUCUUCUUAUGCAGGUCGCAUCCUGAUUUGUCAAGACUCUAAUGGCCGCCUCAGUGUGCUCAAUUGGCUAUUAGGGGGCGUUUAAGUUGUAGCUGAGGUACAGAAGUUCAAGUAAACAGCCCUUUUUCGAUAACCUCCAGUAAUUAUUCUUUUCGUAAUUUCCACCUACCAGUGAGUUUUCAAUAAUCAUGAAUGGGUCCAGAACUCGAGAGAGAGAGAGCCCGUAAAGCACGACGGAACGAGUGAGCUCCGUAAGAACGAUCGGUGAGAGCCCCCUACAACUGUAUAUUUCCGAUCGAAUCCGACAGGGCAACGGGCUCGUGGCCCAGUGUUUAGAGGCUUAGAAUUCUAACUAACAGGUCGCGAGUUCAAGCCUGGGUACGACUGGCUGUCGACGGCUAAUAAGCCAGAAAUGGUCAUACUAGUCUCCCUUGUCUUUGUCGGUAAUAACACACUGCUCCAUUUAUUUUUGACAUUACUGAUGUUAUAGCUACUUAAUUCAGGUAAGAGGCCCACAGAGAAAUUGGUGCAGUGACUCAUGGUGAUAGUGGAUUUGCGCUACACCUACCGCACUGUCCUUCCUAACCCGCCUAAUUUCGGCGUCAAAGCAGUGUCAUGUGGAUCGGAGGCGGGAUUGGGCGCACUGGCGGACAAAGUUAAACAGCCCGUCUGCGCGUGCCAUACACGUGCCAGGUGGACCAGCGUUUCGCAGUGGGGUGGCAGCUCAGAUCCCAUCUGGGUGGAAAUGCCUUAGAGGUCACAGUAAGGGCCUGAAUCUCCGCACUGAGAGACGGAUCGAGCUAUCUUGUCAGUUGGCAGCUUUUAGCGCCAGAUUGCUUAUAGUGAGUAAGGUGCUCUGGGUACCGUGGAGAAGAAGGCCUCAUAGUCGACCGCACUCUUUCAUCCACAUCACAGACAGCAGUCCACCGUCCGAGCCGGUCAGCUCUCUGGUGCGGAUACUGAGCACAGGUGGCUGGCGCGGCGUGGGACGGCGCCUAGGUGUGCCACCCACCGCCCACAUGCGCUACAUUUGUUACUGGUACGCAGUCCGAACAACGCGUGUUGUGCCCUAAUCUAGCUCCCGUGUUUGUCCAGCGUAUCUCCAACGUGGCCUGUUGUAGGGGGGUAACGGCAACAAAAUUCAGACUACUAGCACAGCGCUGGUCAUAUUCAAACAGUUUCAAUAGCUUCGCUUUCCCUAUCUCUAUUUUCUACUGUCAUUCGCUUAUUUAACAACCCUCAAGCUCACCACAACAAUUGCGACCACCACCACCAGUGCCAUGUUCCAAUGGUGACUGUCCGCCCUGAGCGAACCUAAGUAGUUUCGGCAUUCCCGCUCACAUCUGUAAAUAUGAUCUCCGUUUUUUGCGUGUCGCCGGUGCGCCGAUCAAAAUUUCGCUUUUCCUCUUUUACUGCUGCUAUUACUCCUACUCCUACUCCUACUACUACUACUACUUCUACUGCCGUCAAUACUACUACCGCCUUCUCUUUUUUUCCUAUAUCCUCGUCACCAACAUCAUUGCAACCGCACAAAUCAGGGCAAUUAAUCUUUAGUGGCAGUUCGACCGCCGAUUCCGACGAUGUCCCCCGUGUGCUACGCAGUUAGGUGCAGCAGAUACGGUGACUUGUGUGCGAAUUAGUGAUAGAAGACUUUCGCACUCUCUAUUCCUCACUCCUUACCUGGAAUCGGUGUCAAGACAGAAGCAAGAGGACCGCAGGAGGCGGAGGGCGCAGGUGGAUGGCACGUGCCACCACACCCCCAGGUCCACAAUAUAUACCUGACCAGGGUUUUUCAUCAACAAUAACAACAACACUCCAACAGGGGUCAGAAGGACGAGGAUGAUGACUGGGCAGCCAUGCCCAUCACCUGUAUACCCAGCAGAAGCGCAAGCGCAUCUACCGGCAGGAAACUGAGUGUCAGGGAACUGCCACCGUAUGCCAGGCUGCGAGGGCCAUGGUUUGCUGAUACUGGCAUAGCACACGCCUUCAGACCUUUUGACCAACUAGUUGUUAGUAGGAGGCAAACAAAUACCCUGAUGAAGCUUACUGCCCACAAUGUGCACAAAGACGAGUAACUUCUACUAAUCAAUGCUGCACUGCUUUUAAUGUCCACAGGCUAACACCGGUUGGCGUCUGCUUCAUGGUGGCCUCCUCAGUAGCCUCCCGUACGGACAUCCAGUCGGACUUUGUGCAGCUGGGUCUCUUCAUUGCCACUGUUCUCACCGGACUAGCCAUUCAUUUCAUCCUCAUCGUGGUCAUUUUGUUGGCCGCCAGCGGAAAGAACCCCUUCCGCCUGCUGAAGUACAGUGUCGAACCCUACCUCAUCUCCUUUGCAACCACAAGCCCGUAAGUCUUCCACGCAUCUUUUCACUUCUACUGCCAACAAAAGCAUUGUUUAUCUGAGAAUAGACUGUGGUGGCCCUAUCGCGAGCGCCCGUCGCAACGCUGGGCCUCUCACGAGUGUCUGUACUUACGCAUCAGGGCUGUUUGGCGUUCGCCAAUCAGAUUCAAGGCCGAGUAAGACGCGUCCUGGCUUAAGACGCUUUGACGCAUCCCCUGGCGACACUGGGGGCGCCGCUCUUCUGGCACCGGACGUAUCCUCGUCCAGUUGUUAACUCCCUCCGACUCCUCCAGUUAUUCUGUGUAGAGUACAUCAUCCUCUCAACUGGCGCCCACCUUGGGACCAUGUCUGGAGUUCGUGGUAGCCAGUGUCUCGUCCACGGCUUUGGCUUCACUGAUAAGACCUCUGGACGGUGUUUUAUAGCCGUUGGGAGUUAAAAGCAGCUGGGUCGGCCGUCAGACCCUGUGGUCCACAAAGGUGCCUCCCGACUUGCAUAUGGCUGCCGGAUUUUGUGGCCCCGCACUAUCUAUCGUCCCUGGUCUUCCGGCGGCUGGGGUGAUGGUCCGGUUGUCAGCUCAUUCUUGUUUUCGAGCUAAGUCGUUUGCAGGUGGGAGUCCCGUGCAUGCUGUCUUCACAUCCCCCCGCCCGUACCGAGCGUCAAACUUGUCGUUUUUAUCAGCAUUCCCCCGGAAGUGUCAGUCGACUGCUUUGUACCAAAUCAGCCCCGAUCAGACCAUUUAACGCCUCUUCCCCUAGAAGAAUGCUGAUUUCCCAAAAAUAUGUUUGCGUGUGGGAUAUUUCGAUGUGAUGAGGAAUUUUCAAAGUUACAACUACUGGGCUAGAUACACAGCAAAUUACGAAUGUAUAUGCCACGUACCUGGCGCCUAUGAAUCCGCUGGCUACUUUUGUGAUAUGGUCGGCUGAAGAUAUCAUGAACGAGAUUGUUAGCCCAAUCCUUCUUGUUUUUGUCGAUUUGCUCUCACCAUCCUCCGUUUAGCGGCCUGUUGGAUGUCCGCUAUAUGACCGGUGUCAGAUCUCAUUUGGUCUCGGAAGUAAAACAUAUCGCCUAGUCUUUAGACAUAUGGGAAUGAGUAUCCAGGCCACUUCGACAUGUAGAUGUUCGAUUUUUCGCAAUCAGUGCAAUCACUGCUACGAUGAAAGAUUUACACAGCGGCCGAAAAGUAGACUUAGACGACAUAUUGCGCUAAUAUAAAUGUUCGUCAUAAUUAACAUCUUCUACGGGAAACCAGCGAAAUUCUGGUCCACAACAUCGCCCCCCCCCCCCCCAAUGACUAGGGGCAGAUCAGCAGAUUGGUUUAGAUGCCUAAAGAUGCCGAAGCGACCACCGUUGUGGCUAUGGUACAGUCCGCUUUUACACAAGUCUAGAAAUCGGACGAGAUAGAGGACCUCAUUUGACAGUAAGUGCUCUCAUUGGCAAUGCCGCACAAGCCAGCAGAACAAGACGCCCGCCAGGUGUUAAACGCUAGUAGAAACACUGUGGCACUACCAACAGACCGAGUGAUGUCGGCGGCUGUACUGAAGAAGGCUAAAUUCUUUAAAAAGGCCAAGAAUAAGCUGGAUGUUUGACUAAUAGACGGAAUCUGUAGAAUACUCGAUAGUCCGACACUGCAGCAGCGUUGGCGCAAGCAUGUUAUCUUGCGUAUUACAGUCUACUUCUCAAAGUUUUAAUCUUAUUUCUGUCCGUCUGCUUCAUUUUACAGGGCCGUUGCCAUUGGAGAGAUGUACGAUGGCCUGGACCGGUACGGAGUGAGCCCCCUAAUCUCCCGCUUCACCACACCUCUCUGCUCGGCCAUGAAGGGUGAUGGGCCGGCCAUCUUCAUAACCUCCGCUGUCCUCUUUGUCGCUCAGCAAGCCGACGCCAAUCUUGAUGUGGGACAGGUCCUAGUUGUCCUGUAAGUGGCCCCGGAAUGAAGACAGAGGGUCUGGUUUUUUAUCCUCCUCCUCCUCCUCCCCCCCUCCUCCUCCUCUACCUCCUCCUCUCCCCCUCCCCCAAUCGUCCCUCUCCUCAUGCCCUUUUUCCUCCACUCCCUGCCCCAUCAUCCCAAACCCAGUCCCUUGUUUUUACAGCUGCUGUGAUCCGUAUGACAGAUAGGACAACUUUCCGGAGGCUGCCAUUGAAUGGCUGUUAAAUGUAACUAAUCAGAGUUAGAUAGCCGAGCCCGUAGCUGUCCAAACUCCUUACUGGUGGGCACACACUGCAGUUGAGACUGUCGGCUGUAAGACCGAUGUUGUCACGACAUGGCAGCGUCCUACCAAGUCCGUCCAGAGGCACAGUUUGGAAGGCCUAACUACUCAUACGAAUGGAUGCAGCCCUACCCAGUAAACACAGAACCAUCUGUCUUUUAAGACAAGCCCAGAGCAGUCGACCCUGUAGCUCUAACUAUCCAAAAUCCCCUGCUAGCAAUUAUUCUGCAGUGGACCUAUCGCUGUCAAGGUUUGUUUCCUUCACAAAAGGAUCGCAUGUUGCGGAGAGUUCUGGCCUUUAAAUUGUAUCAGGUCGACUAUGAAGCCGGAUAACUUUCAAAAUCCGGUUUGAAAAGGUCUUACCGCUAAAGGCAAGAGUGCCUACAGUCGCCACUCUUGAAGUAUAAACCGCCGGCAGCCAUUACUACCCAUUCCCAGGUCUGGCGUUUGAACUAGCAUCCGAUUGGUCCGUGAGCUGAACGCUGUGCCAGGAGACCACCGGUUCACGCUUUGUCAACCGCGACCGGAAAGGUUCAAGACCACAUGAGUGCGACGUUUUCUGACCGAGCCACUUUGCGAGAGAAAAUGUGGAGCGGGAGAGGGGGCAUGGGUGAUGUUUUACAGCGGUGUUACCUCCGAGGACCCUCACGGAUUGUCGUAGGACAAGGAGUAAUUAAGACUGAAACAGGGAGCUUAAGCACCAUCACCCGAACACUCCUAAGCGUCGAAUGUCUUCACUGAGCAAGGAGCAUUUGUACCGAAACUUGUAUAUAUGGCGGGUGUCCCAUUGGCUGAUCAAACACCAUUAGAUGCAAUCCUCGAUACAAGCGAAGAUGCGAGUCCCAGAAACUAGUUGAUGAGAAAUGGAAGCGAUCGCUGGAACAAGGGCCUUAUUCGCCUGACGUUUCGGAUUCUCACUUGGACCCAUCAUCUGAGACAGUGAAAGAAAAGAUGCGAUUCUGACGAUGCCAAACGGAGGCUUUACAACAGGCUAAUUUUUACGGUGCAGAAAUUCGAAAAACCUACUAAAUGCGCUCUGAAGUUGCUUACUGACUUCAGCCUGCCCAACAGAUGGUCAUCCAUGUUCUGGUGCAAAUGACUUAAAAGUCAUCCAUGCGUUGGUAUACGUACCGUCCACUCCAACUUUCGAGUGCGUCUGCCAGUCAGCUCGCCAGAUCUGAAACACCACCAGCGUCAGCAUUCUCCGUGAAGUAUUAUCUCAGGAAGUGCAUUUCUCGGCCCCUUCUCCAUGUGGCUCACCUACUGCAGGUGUGAUCCGAGCCUGAGAUGAUCACAGUGCGCCAAGUGCCCUAGCUUGGAAGGUUGCCAACUGACGCUUCAACUCAGCCCUCGCAGUCAGCCCCGUUGUGUGUUUGUGUUGAGAGGUUGACCAGUGGACUGAGAGUCAGAUUAAAAUGGAUCCUUCUUAGUGUGACUUCUAUGGCAUUCUCACUCCGUGGGAUUCCGGCCGGGUAUGGCACACGCCUAGAGGCGACUCCGGUUGCGCCAGUCAUCGCUCCUGAUGCAGUUGGUUAGAAUCCUGGUCAAUUGUUUGUUGUAGACUACAGCCUGUGGUGUCAAGCCUGGGUGCGGGUCCGGUCUCGCCCUCUUGACCGGGUCUUGACACCGGGCCCGGGUGUGGGGAUAGAGACGAGUGAGUGCGGUAGACGCAACGCAAGUCCACCAUCGCUAUAAAAGAAAUUCCGUGCAAGUUGCCGUGCCUGCUCUCACCCUGCUGCAGAGCACACGGUGAAUAUGGUCAAUCACGACGAUCCAACUGUCGCGUUAGUGCCUGCUGAGGACUUCACUCGAUUCGGCAGUCCGACAUUGCUGGCCAGGAAGCACGUCCGCGACCUCUGAUGUUAGGACCAUUCACGCAUCCGCUAGCCUUUGUUAUACGACAGUGCACUCUUACCGCAUUGCCUUCACGGAGUGUCUUGUCGAUAAGCGCUAUAAGUGCUAAACCUAGUUUCUAUUAUUUUUUUCAGGUUUCUGACAUUCGCGUCCUCAUUAGCCGUGCCAAACAUUCCCAGCGCCAGCAUGGUCCUUGUGGUCACUGUGCUCUCCUCUGUCGGCGUUCCCACCGAGGGCGCUGGGCUGCUUUUUGCCAUGGAAUGGUUCCUGUAAGCAAAUGGAUUUUAUUUUGUCUCCUAUGAAAUUACUUUAUGCAUGGGCGGGGGGCUUCUGUCUUUAAAGCAGAACUUUUAAGCGCCUUCCAGGGGGACCCACACAUGCGCACAAACUAUCGCUAGACCAUGGCAGGGGGGGGGGCGCUCAUCGAUCGUUCUUACGGAACUCACUCGUUCCGUAGUGCGUUACGGGCUCUCUCUCUCUCGAGCCCAAGAAAAAGGAGACUAGUUUCCCUUGUCUUAAUCAGUAAUACCUCAUCGAUUUACCUCCUGGAAAUGUCGCCUAGGUCGGGAUUUACUGUGUAUCUGAGCACACAAAGGUAGGAAUUUUGAUGAUCGAUAUAGUCAGUAUGCCCUCCUUAGAAAGUAAGUGCCCGAACGUAUCAAUUUUUUGGUAAGUCUCAAGUUAGCAUUCGAGCUGUUGAGACUGAUCAGUAAGCUUAGGGCCGGGAAGAUCUUACAUAAUGCUACGACUGGCGAAAUGGACUCAACCGGUUCUGUGUAUUCUAGUUCCCACUUGUCUAAUGUUUUAGAAGACGCAUCAAAAAGUCCGAGAUUUCGAGCUAGAAUCCCCAAAAGAAGGAGCGAUUCCUUGAAAACACUGCGUGACCUUAGGGUGUUUUUUUCCAAAUCUGGAAAAAAGUAAACCUUACUGUGAAUAACUUGUAACAGAAGCCAACUUCGUCCUCUUGUAGGGAUCGUUGUCGCUCAGGAAGUGGCGGUCUCUCCAUCAUGUACAUUGCAGCAACAACGCAGGCCAUCUACGACCGUACAAAAAAGCACGAAAAGGAGACGGAACCGGAGGACGCUGCAUCAGGAUCUGUCGGGAGCGAUAAGGAGAAUUUGCCCGUAUAG